AUCAUAUCUCAUCAGAGACAGAAGAGCGAGAGAAAAGAUGUCAGGAAGGGGAAAGGGUGGAAAGGGGCUCGGCAAGGGAGGUGCGAAGAGGCACAGGAAGGUCCUGAGGGACAACAUUCAGGGCAUUACCAAGCCCGCCAUCCGUCGUCUGGCCAGGCGUGGCGGAGUGAAGCGUAUUAGCGGACUCAUCUACGAGGAGACCAGAGGCGUCCUCAAGAUCUUCCUUGAGAAUGUCAUCCGAGAUGCCGUCACCUAUACUGAGCAUGCUCGUCGCAAGACUGUCACUGCCAUGGAUGUUGUUUAUGCGUUAAAGAGACAGGGCAGGACUCUCUACGGCUUCGGUGGUUAGAUGUUGGUUUCAAAAUUUGGGCCUAGGGUUAGGGUUUUGUCUCGAUCUGCCCCAAAUUAUAAAUAUUUCAAUUCAAUUAUGUUGAUGUUGGAAUGAUAUUAUGAAUGGAUAUCGUUAAUCAAAUUAGUUCCUUGAUUAGUUCCAUGGA
Tripterygium wilfordii is the source of this 497-nucleotide messenger RNA. Its product is annotated as histone H4. Bases 38 to 349 code for a protein of 103 amino acids. NCBI's taxonomy places the organism in Eukaryota, Viridiplantae, Streptophyta, Magnoliopsida, Celastrales, Celastraceae. The transcript has a single exon. The record is from RefSeq and is a predicted model, not a curated record. Gene Ontology annotation, molecular function: DNA binding; structural constituent of chromatin; protein heterodimerization activity. Gene Ontology annotation, biological process: nucleosome assembly. Gene Ontology annotation, cellular component: nucleosome.